Caenorhabditis briggsae is the source of this 996-nucleotide messenger RNA. Gene Ontology annotation, molecular function: G protein-coupled olfactory receptor activity. The record is from RefSeq and is a predicted model, not a curated record. The coding region runs from base 1 to 996 and encodes 331 amino acids. Lineage: Eukaryota; Metazoa; Nematoda; Chromadorea; Rhabditida; Rhabditidae. Gene Ontology annotation, biological process: G protein-coupled receptor signaling pathway; olfactory behavior. The transcript has 8 exons.
AUGCUCUGGCUCCAAAUCGUUCAGUAUGCCGGCUUCUUUUUUGCUCAAAUAACCAAUUCAGUUUUAGUCUACCUUAUCAUUACUAAAGCUGGAAAGUUAUUCGGAUCCUAUAGACAUGUCAUGUGUGUUUUUGCGAUGUACUCUCUUAUCUAUUCAUGGAUCGAAGUGCUCACUCAACCGGUUAUGCACAUCAAAGGACAAGUGUUCAUAGUUUAUAUGGAUAGCCCACUCAAACCCUACAAGUGGAUUGGAAUGGAAAUUACUUACUUAUACUGCGGCUCAUUUGCUUUAGUUAUAUCUUUAUUAGCUGCACAAUUCUUCUAUCGAUAUGUGGCAAUUUGCAGACCAGAUACAUUAUCAAAGCUUUCUGGUUUCAAACUUGGCUUGAUUUUUGUCCCGUGUGUUAUUUGCUUCUUUCUUUGGUACGAAUUUGUGUUCUACGGGAUGGCUAAUACAGUGGAAAAGCAGGAAUUCAUGAAAGAAGAAUUGAGAACAGUUUACAAUGAAGACUCUGAAACGGUUCCAUUUAUUGCUCCAAUGUACUGGUCAACAAAUCAAAAUGGUAUAAGGAAAUGGAAAAUUCUAGAUUGUUUAUCAGCGGUUGGGUGUGUUGGGAUUAUUAGUGUCUGCUUCUCUACUAUCCUUUACUGCGCCUUCAAUAUUUACUGGACAAUGAAAGAGUCGCAAGAUCAUAUGAGUGCCAGAACACUGGAGUUGAAUCAUCAACUAUUCGUCACUUUAACGUUCCAGACAGUCCUCCCAUUUUGCAUGAUGUACAGCCCCGUGGGACUAUUAAUGACGUUUCCGCUUUUUGAAGUGUACGUCGGAAGAAUCGCCAACUAUGUUGGAGCUAGUUUAGCUGUGUACCCGGCUCUAGAACCGCUGAUUGCCAUGUUUUGCAUCAAAGAUUUCAGAAAAGCUGUGUUAUGUAGAAGUGAUCGGAAGAAAUCCAAGAUUUCCAGUAGCAGUCAGUCUAAACAUUCAGCGAUAAAUUGA